Messenger RNA from Papilio polytes (common Mormon), 533 nucleotides. RefSeq lists its product as uncharacterized. The transcript is spliced from 7 exons. Lineage: Eukaryota; Metazoa; Arthropoda; Insecta; Lepidoptera; Papilionidae. The record is from RefSeq and is a predicted model, not a curated record. Bases 1 to 438 code for a protein of 145 amino acids.
AUGCAAAAUGGUGAAAUCGGACCUCCUUCCGAGUUGUUCGACAUCAACAUGCUGGUGAUAGUGUGCAGUUCCAUUCUGCUGGCGCUCUGCCUCGUCACCUGCGUUUAUAUACUCCUCAAGAGACAUAGGUCGGGCAACUUGAGGGACAACCUCGCCGGCAAGGAGCCGCCUGCCAGGAUAUACAGCGCGCCCAUACAUAUGAGAAAUAAUAGUAAACACGAGUUGUACGAGAUAAGUCCGUACGCGCAGUUCGCGGUCGGCUUCAGGACGUUCGGGCAUGUCGACAACCAGGACCUGCCCAGCAGGCAGCACAAGCUCCGGUACGACACCGAAACGAGUUUUCAAUUGUGUUCAGAAUCAGAAGACAGCGACAGCAUAUCAAAAUCUACAAUGAAAAGUAUGCCGAGAAAAAUCUGCAGAACACCACAUCACAGAUAACUAAACAGAAACUUUCAUUACAAUUACUACGAGGACCAUCGCAAGCAAGAAAUGCUUAUGAUUUGUUAGUUUAUUUUUAAUUAUUAUAGUCUCUG